ACCAAAUCUCAAUCUCUUCUUCCAAACAUGCUCCUCCUCCUCCUCUCCCUCCUCUCCACCACCGACCUUUCCUCUGCUACAAUCCACUACCCAUCCUACCCCUGCAAGCCCCCUCACUUCAACUCCUUCCCCUUCUGCAACACCACCUUGCCUCCCUCCCUUCGCGCCAAAUCGCUAAUCUCCCACCUCACCCUCCAUGAAAAAAUACAGCAGCUCGUCAACACUGCCGCCGGAGUACCUCGCCUCGGCCUUCCUCCGUACGAGUGGUGGUCGGAAUCCCUUCAUGGGAUUAACGACAAUGGCCCCGGUGUUCACUUCGACGGAACCAUUCAUGCUUCCACCGUUUUCCCGCAAGUAAUCCUCUCCGCCGCUUCCGUUAACCGCACUCUCUGGAGAGCCAUCGCUCGCGCCGUCGCGGUUGAGGGCCGCGCUAUGCAUAAUUCCGGCCAAGCAGGGCUGACCUUUUGGGCGCCCAACAUAAACAUCUUCCGGGAUCCAAGAUGGGGGCGGGGGCAAGAGACGCCUGGAGAGGAUCCGCUCGUCAGCUCCCAUUACGCCAUUGCUUAUGUCUCCGCAUUCCAGUCUGGAACCGAUUCCCUGUUCCUUUCUGCUUGCUGUAAGCACUAUACGGCUUACGAUUUGGAGAAAUGGAUGGGAUUUAAGAGGUAUACUUUUGAUGCCAAUGUUACAGAGCAGGACAUGAAGGAUACGUUUCAGCCGCCGUUCAGGAGCUGUGUUGAGGAAGGUAAAGCCAGUUGUUUGAUGUGUUCGUAUAAUCGAGUUAAUGGCGUGCCGGCUUGCGCGCGCAAGGAUUUGAUUGAUGAGGCUAGGGAAGAUUGGGGAUUCAAAGGAUAUGUGACCUCAGACUGCGAUGCGGUAUCUAUAAUUUAUGAGGAGCAGAAGUAUGCUUCGUCUCCGGAAGAUGCAGUUGCUGCUGUUCUGAAAGCUGGGAUGGAUAUCAAUUGUGGCAAUUACUUGCUAAAUCACACUGCAUCUGCUGUGAAGCUUGGGAAGGUGACCGAAGAGGACAUCAACCGUGCUCUCACCAAUCUCUUCAUGGUUCAGCUUAGGCUCGGGCUUUAUAAUGGUGACCCAACGAGGCAGCCUAAUGGGCUCCUAGGACCUAGAAAUGUAUGCACCAAAGAGCACAGAGAGAUAGCUUUGGAAGCGGCAAGACAAGGUUUUGUUCUUCUGAAGAAUGAAAAUGGAUUCCUUCCUCUUAAAAGGAACAAAGUCUCUUCGUUGGCCCUAAUUGGACCUGCAGGAGACAAGACUAACAUAUUAGGUGGUGACUAUAGUGGGGUUCCCUGUAAUCCUGUAAGCAUACUUCAUGGCCUGAGGGAUUAUGUGCCAAGCACUUCUUAUGCUUCAGGAUGUCCCAACACCUCUUGCUUAGUUGAUGAUGAUUUCCAGGAAGCUGUUCGAAUUGCACAAAUAGCUGAUGUAGUGGUUGUAGUUGCUGGACUGAACCUUACUGAAGAAACUGAGGAACUUGAUAGAGUGAGCUUACUGCUACCAGGGAAGCAGAAGGAUCUGAUAAAUGCUGUUUCUUCUGUAAGCAUGAAGCCAGUGAUACUGGUGCUCAUGGGAGGAGGGCCUAUUGAUGUUUCCUUUGCAAAAGAUGAUCCAAAGAUUGCCAGCAUUUUCUGGAUAGGUUAUCCUGGUGAAGUCGGUGGCCAGGUUCUUGCAGAGGCUAUCUUUGGAGAAUUCAACCCUGGUGGUUAUUCAAUGAUGACAUGGUACCCAGAAUCCUUCACCGCUGUGCCUAUGACUGAUAUGCGCAUGAGGCCUGAUCCUUCAAGCGGUUAUCCCGGCCGAACCCAUCGAUUUUACACUGGAGAAACUGUUUAUGACUUCGCUUCUGGCUUGAGCUACACCACUUAUUCCUACAAAUUCAUAUCAGCACCAAAUGAGUUGCAGUUGCUUGGAAACUCUUAUGCUGCUCAGAAGAAGAUGGAAUUAAGACAUGAGACAGAUGAAAACGUUCAUUACCUGCACGUUGAUGAGAAUAUAGCUUGUGAGACUUUGAAGUUUGUUGUAAAGAUUGCAGUAAUGAACAAUGGUGGUAUGGAUGGAAGCCAUCCUGUACUGUUGUUUUCACGAUUGGGGAUGAAGAUUAAAGGAGCGCCAAUAAGGCAGUUGGUUGGAUUUGACAGAGUGUUCAGUGCUGCUCAUAAAACUGCUGAGGUUGAUAUAUCAGUGGAUGUUUGCAAGGAUUUGAGCACAGUGGAUGAGAGUGGAAAGAGGAUAUUGGUAUUGGGCACUCACGUUCUGAUGCUGAAAGAUAUAGAACAUGAGUUGUUGAUCAAGGCUUGAGGAAGUAGUAUAUGA
Messenger RNA from Phalaenopsis equestris, 2331 nucleotides. Its product is annotated as probable beta-D-xylosidase 6. Gene Ontology annotation, biological process: arabinan catabolic process; xylan catabolic process. The record is from RefSeq and is a predicted model, not a curated record. Gene Ontology annotation, molecular function: xylan 1,4-beta-xylosidase activity; alpha-L-arabinofuranosidase activity. Gene Ontology annotation, cellular component: plant-type cell wall. Lineage: Eukaryota; Viridiplantae; Streptophyta; Magnoliopsida; Asparagales; Orchidaceae.